This is a messenger RNA of Ornithodoros turicata, 3819 nucleotides long. Its product is annotated as BOS complex subunit NOMO1-like. Gene Ontology annotation, cellular component: endoplasmic reticulum membrane. Bases 68 to 3565 code for a protein of 1165 amino acids. The transcript is spliced from 8 exons. NCBI's taxonomy places the organism in Eukaryota, Metazoa, Arthropoda, Arachnida, Ixodida, Argasidae. Gene Ontology annotation, molecular function: carbohydrate binding. The record is from RefSeq and is a predicted model, not a curated record.
CGGGCCGAAGCACGGGCUAGAUUGAGCAUGUGUUCUGUUUCCUGGUUUGCAUAGCAUUCGUUCAACCAUGGCUUUUCAAAUUAAUUUCAACGAAAUUACCUUGUUGCUUCUCGCACUAUUCAAGUUCGUUCAACUCGAUGACCUCGUUGGAUGCGGGGGCUUCAUACGUUCUAACGUACCCAUAAACUACUCCAGGGUUGAGGUAAAAUUGUUUACGAAGCUUGGCAGCCUCAAGUAUCAGACGGAAGGUGCCCCAAACAAUGGUUACUACCUGAUCCCCUUGUACGAUAAGGGAGAGUACGUGCUCCGCGUCGAACCCCCCAGUGGUUGGAGCUUCGAACCAUCUUCAGUGGAACUCACUGUGGAUGGUUCCACAGACGCCUGUAGUGCCGGAAAGGACAUCGACUUCACCUUCCAGGGGUUCUCCAUCUUGGGCAAGGUGGUAAGCCAGGGUGAAGACGUUGGGCCACCGGGAGUUACGGUGCAACUCCUUGACAGCGCUGGGAACGUCCUGCAAGUAGACACGACGGGGGAAGGUGGAGCUUACGGCUUUUCGAGAGUUCUGCCCGGAGAGUACACGGUGCUUGCAAAGCACCUCUCCUGGGAUGUUCAAGACCCGCGGCUGGCCGUUAAGGUUACAGAGGACAACGCUGUUAUAUCGAAAUCUCCCCGAGUUGCGGGCUACGACGUUAGCGGAGAGGUUGAGAGUGAAGGCGACCCCAUUGGUGGGGUUCAUUUCAUCCUGGCGUCUGAAAGCACCAUCCAGGACAAGGCAAGACCUGCAGACUGCAAACACUCUCGUCCUCCGGCGGGCUUUGUACUGCCUUCCGGUCUCUCCUUUCACUGUCUGGUGACCUCCAGCAAGGAAGGAAGGUUUGCGUUUUCUGCGGUGGCACCGGGUUCCUACGUCUUACUACCGUUCUACAAAGGAGACCACAUGGAGUUCGAUAUGGCUCCUUCUCAGGUCAGGUUCUCGGUGGGCCAUGGGAGCUACAAGUUUGACAAAAGGUUCCAGGUACGUGGAUUCAGCGUGGGUGGACGUGUAGGACUCUCCAAUAAGGGAGGUGGCAUCGCCGGGGCUCAGGUCUUCUUGGACGGCCGUCAUGCGGCUACGACUGCCAAGGAUGGCACUUUCAGACUCGAGAACAUGAAGGCCGGGCAGUACACCGUCGAAGUUCGCGCUGAGGGCCUCGCAUUCGAAUCGAAGUCUUUCAAAGUGACACCUGCCACGCCGCAACUUCCCACGAUCAUUCCCAGCCACUUCAAGACCUGCGGAACAGUCGAGGGCGGUCAGCGCCACCUAUCCAUUCGGAGCCAGCACGAGAAGGAACCCCUCACCGUGACGUCGGACGCAAGCGGCAGCUUCUGCGCGUCGCUGCGCGCGGGAAAUUACGUCAUCGCGCCAUCAGUCAGCCAACAGGAGGAGAAAGGCGGACUGCGUUUUAUACCGAGCAAGAUGGACUUCAGGGUACCCAUGGAAAGGGGUACCCUCUCUUUCGUCCAGUUCCAAGCUGAAAUCCGAGGAUCCGUCAAGUGUGUCGACAGCUGCAGUGCCGGAUUGAAAGUCGCUCUGAAGGGAGUCGCCAGCGGAGUGUCGAAGUCUGUCGAGGUUGGAGAGGGAGGAAAAUUCGCGUUCGACGGACUUUCCGCCGGGCUGUACCGGAUCUCCGUGGACCAUCCAGAGUGGUGUUGGGAGAAGGACCACGUAGAAGUCCGUGUCGCAGAAGGAGACGUUCCUGGUGUCGUCAUUCGUCAGAAAGGAUUUAAAGUGAGAGUGACUUCGUCGCACGAAACGCAACUGAAUGCACUUCACAUGGGCGGUGGUAAACAUGAGCUAGUAGUACCCCAGGGAGACUCGGAGCAUUGCCUUCCAAAGAGAGGUACCUACUCCAUGAAGGCAUCCGGAUGUCACGAGUUUGAAGAAACGGACUUGAAAUUUGACACAGAGGAUCCAGUUACCAUUGUUCUGACAGCCAUCAAGCAUGCCGUGGGUGGAACGAUAGUGACAGAGGAGAACGUAACGGACUUGGCUGUCACAGCAACGGCAAAAGAUGGCACAAACCUCGCAGUCAGUCUGGUGCCUGUACAAUCGAAGGAAGGGAAGAAAAAAUUUGUGCACAGGUUCCAGUUCAUGUGUGCACCGGGCAUGGAAAUAGAGUUGGUGCCCAAGUCAGGAAGGCUUCUGUUCAGCCCGGCUGCAGUUGAGCUGACAACCUCGGAGGACUGCGACCUGGACUCCGCACACUUCAAGGGCCGAGUGGGCCUCUUCAUCGACGGUCAAAUCCAGCCGGUCCUCGAGGGCGUCAAAGUCGUCGUACGCUCGGGCGAAGAAGUGCACGUGACGACGGAAUCGGAUGCAGAGGGCACCUUUCGUGUGGGGCCCCUGGACCCCCAGGUCGACUACGAAGUGGACGCGACUAAGCCAGGCUACGUGCUCAAGCCGACCCACAAGCUGGGCCACUUCGAGGCUUUCAAGUUUGCGGAAGUGGCCAUAGAGGUGAAAGAAGGCGGCGCCCCGCUCUCCGGGGUGCUGGUGUCGUUGAGCGGCGGUUCGGACUACCGCAACCACAGCCGUAGCGGGGAAGACGGCAAGGUGCACUUUCCAAACCUGAGUCCCGGAAAUUACUUUCUCCGGCCGAUGAUGAAAGAGUACAGGUUUACGCCACCGUCCAAGAUGGUGGCCGUUGCUGAAGGAGCCGCUGUCGAUGUGCUCGUCAGGGCAGAACGCGUGGCCUUCAGCUGCAUGGGUAGCGUGACAUCAGUGACUGGGGAGGCUGAACCAGGAGUGGCUCUUGAAGCACAGGGCACAGGAGACAACCCAGCCUGCAAUUCCAGCCAAGAGGAAGCCGUCAGCGAGGCAGAUGGAGCCUUCAGACUGCGCGGUCUGCUUCCCAACUGUUCCUAUGUCCUGCGUCUCAAGCAGAGCCCCACAGGGGUCACAGGGGUCAACAGCCACAUCGAACGUGCGGCUCCGCCAGAAAUCGUCCUCAACAUUGGCUCCGAAGACAUCGUCGGGACGCGGGUGAUAGUGUUCCGGUUCUUUAACCAGAUGGAUGUCACUGGGAAGGUUCAGAUUGAUGGAAAGCAGCCAGCACAUCUUAAGGUCCGCCUGUUCGCGGAAGAGUCGCCCGACCAAAUCCUCCAGACCACCAGCGUUGGGCCUGGUGGCUUCUUCCUGCUGUCUCCAAUGACUCGGGACGGCCGCACGUACUGCGUCCGCGUCGAGGGAUCUUCUCCGACCGCGUGCUUCCAGGGGGACGCCCCUUACGUGCACGUCCCCGUCCCGUGGAAGUCUCCCCUGGCCGCGCCCCUCAUGGCAGACACCCCGGAACCCCUGAGCGGGCGCCCCUCCCUUCUUAUUGUACUACCCUUGAUCAUCGCAACACUCAUACUGUUGGGAGGAGGAGGAGGGGGGGCCCAACGGGGGGGUCGUCUCAAGGAGGCCGUCGUGUCGCUGGUGGCUACCGUGAGGAGUCUUGUCCGAGGGGCACAGGGUGCCUCUGAGGGAAGGCUCGAGGGGUCACCCGCGGAGCAGCGCCGCCGUGCCCGUCCGCGGAGGACUUAAAAGUGAGCACGUCGUGGUGUAGUGCAACGGACAUGCUUUCUUCUUCUUUUUUUUUUAAAGAGGGGAGAGCGCUACGAGGACUUGCCCAGAACACGAGGUGCUGUGGGCGCUGUCCCGAUAAGUUUUCCCGCCUUUUGCGGCGGUCUAUAACUUCGUUAAUGGUUGUCCAGAGUAUUGUUUUGUAUAAUUAUGUGAAAACAACAUGUGCACAUUGCGUAGUGGUAUGCACAAUAAAUAAUGUAAGAGAUACUGUG